AUGUCCACGCCAUCGUCGGAUCCAGAUCACAGCAGUCAUGGCCAUCUGGCGCCGCAGGAAGUGCCUGCACCAAACGGGGGAAACACUGAGGAUACACCGAGAUCGGAAGUGCCGCCUGCUUUGAGCGUCAUCACGCCCAAUGCGACGGAGGCACUCGCGAGGCUGUCGGAGGAAGGGCCCAACGACUACUUCACACCACAGCCUGCCGCGACGACCACGCAUGCCCCUCCAAACCACGAGUUCGCUGCACCAGCACACUCUACCGGGAGUCGAUCGCCAACAGCAAGUGUCGGCACAAGCGAUGCAACGGCAGCAGGACACAUCGAGUUGCCAGAGUCGCUUUCGUCGCUGCACGUAUCAGGAAGACCUCCGCCUCAUACCACCCCAUCCAGCCUCAGCAUAGAGAGUGCAGCAAGCUCUACGACAGUCACGCCAUCGCACUCGGGAAACAGCACACGACCGGAACUCUCCUCGUGGAAGACAGCCUACCCCAACCCGUAUCCGGUACAGAACUUUGCGGCGCUCCACUCCCAACAGUACCCACCAUACUACGUGCCGCACGUUCUACGACGAGGCAACUCUACUCAGCCGCAUCAGAUCUCCACCUUCGCUUCAGCGAUAGCAUCGCUGCACAGCAGUGGUGCGCGCACGUCGACCAACUCGCCCGCCCUGACGCCUUCCGUCGGGCUCUUCAAUCCAUCGGGUCCUCCAUCUGCUCCCGUUGAGCAUUCAGAGAAGUCCGGGACGUAUGCGAGUCCAUUUCUACACUUCACGCAUACGCACGUGCCGAAGGAGACGCACGUGGCAGAUGUCGACGUUGACCCGGUGUCUGGUCGUAAAUUGAUCAAUCACUAUGAAGUCGUGGACGAACUCGGUCGCGGCACCCACGGAAAAGUUAAGCUCGGCCGUGAUUUGGAGAGCCCGGCGAAUUCACCGACUUAUGUUGCCAUCAAGAUUGUCGAACGCUUUUCGAAACGACGCAAGCUUGGGAGACUUGGCACCACCGAGGAUAAGGUCAAGAAGGAGGUCGCCAUCCUCAAGAAAGCUCGACAUCCGAACGUUGUCGCCUUGUUGGAGGUCAUUGAUGAUCCUACACGCAAGAAGGUCUACAUCGUGCUCGAGUGGGUCGAGAACGGGGAGAUCAAGUGGCGGACGAAGGCUCCCAAGGAGAUUGCGAUGAUCGAGGCAAGAAGGUAUGAACGGGAAAAGAGUGGACAGAUCAGCGAGGCGAAGUUAGCGGAGGAUGGUGCUGUACUCAUGGAGGUACAAAAACGACUAGCGAAACAGAAGCGACGACAGAUGCAGCAAUAUCGUCAGAUGAGACGCGGUGCGGCCGAUGACCCACAGUCAUGGAGUAUCGAGAUGGCCGGUGAUAACGAGAGUGAAGACUCUCAGGACGACAGACUUUCGAGGAUAUCUUCCCUUACAGCCACAUCGGACGCUGGUAGACUCAGUGUCGAUCCGCUGGGUCGAAGACCUUCGCGUACGCCUUCACCCCUUCAUCCUUGCGUAGAACCCAAUGAGCCCGGACAAUUCUUGUCGCUGACAGGAGAGCCAGAGAUAUUCUCGCCGAUUGCAACUCAAGACCAACCAAGACGACCAUCUCAAUUUAGCUUGACUGGGCUGGAGGGCACGAUGUAUGGCGCUUACGAUUCAUCACUAUCGCAGACGUCUCGUGUUGCUAGUCUGAACAGUUUGACAUCGUCAAGAGGUAGCUCAGAUUCGCUGGCCAAGUUCGCAAACGAAGUCCUGGAUUCGGAGCUUGAUGUUGAGCUGCAGAAUGUACCCAUCAUGGCCAUGGAAGAUAUAAAGACCUCGUUCCGUGACACUUUACUUGGACUUCAGUACUUACACGGGCAAGGGAUCGUGCAUCGAGACAUCAAACCACCAAACCUUUUGUCUACUGGCGACAGCCGAGUCAAGAUCUCCGACUUUGGUGUCUCUUACCUUGGUCGACCGGUCCACGAAGGUGAAACGGAGGACAUCAGUGAGGCGGAUGCUACCGAUCUGGACGAUGAAGCCAAGGAGCUUGCAAAGACUGUUGGCACGCCUGCCUUCUACGCACCAGAACUCUGCAUAGUCGACCCCACAGACGACCCAUUACCAGUGACCAAGGCCAUCGAUGUAUGGGCGCUGGGCGUAACGCUUUUCUGCAUGAUCUUCGCACGGACGCCGUUCGUCGAUAACGAGUUCGUGGUCAUGCGACAGAUUGCAGACGAGGAAAUCUAUCUCCCGAGGAAACGUCUCCUUCCAGUUGACACGAAGCCGAAGUCACGACCAAACUCGCAUGCCCGAGCAUUCCCCCCACGUGCGACUAGUCGACGACAUGAGCUGGAUCUUGUGUAUGAGGACAUCGAUGACAACCUGCAUGAUUUGCUCAAGCGACUUCUGACCAAGGAUCCUCGUAAGCGCAUCACGCUGGAAGAGGUGCGACACCACGAAUGGACAUGCUCAGGGCUGAUCAAAGAAGAGUGGCUUCAUGAGUCGGAUCCAUCUCGACAUGCUCAGGGCUCCAAGAUCGAGGUCUCGAAAGAGGAUGUCAACACUGCUGUAGUUCCACUGAACCUGGUCGAACGCGUGCGAUCAGGUUUCAAAAAGGUUCUUGAGAAGUCAGGCUUGACCCGUGCAAGAGGACAUUCCAAUGCAGGCAGCAGCAAAGGCGACUCGCCGGUGGCAUCGGCUCACUCCUCUAGUAGUAGUAUGAACCAGGAUGCCCGACGCCAGUCCUUUCGGGGCGAUGAGCAGAUCUUCACGGCGCUUAAGGCGUCUCGGGAAGUCGAGCAUCCAUUGUCUAAGAGUGUGGCCGCCUCGCCUGAGCUGGAGAAGCUGGAGAAGGACAAGUACUUCGACAAGCUCGCACCACGAGAAAAUGGAAACGGAUCGCACGACUUGACCAGAGUACCGUCACGACCCAGCCCUCCUAACAGAGCCAUGACCGUGGAAUCUGCUGCCGGCUCGAUGCGAACUGUUACGCAGUCUGACUAUAUUACGAAUGGCCGCAAAACGUCGCCGCCGCCGUCACCUGGGCUUCCUGGCACACCGACAGCACUUGCAUCGCCUGGUGGCAGUCACUUGAGCGGCCUGUUCAGACAGCCUGGGCGCAUCCUGAAGAGUGUUCGAGAACGAAGUACAAAUCGGCGCGGUCAGAUGCGAGGGCUGUCGAGCGAUAGAGGAUCCGUCGAGUCAUCGGACCAUCAUGCCGAGGCAAGCAUUGCGGUCAGCCAGACCAAUGCUGCUGGUCAUGUCAAUCUUCCAGAUGCCCUUCUCGAAGGCACCCCGGCAUCGAGUGCUCGUAACAGCCCGCUCUCCUCCCGAGCGCACUCUGUCACGUCAGAUCCGCACAGCCUACAACAGCAUCUGAGCCCACGAGACCCCGGUGUCUUAUCUCGAAUGAGUUCGACCAGCUCCAUCGCAUCCAUUGGCAGGCAAGUCAGCGAGGCUUUCCGUGCUCGUCCACAGUCUUGCCGAGCGCCAGAAUCAAGCGCUGAGGAAUGGCAACGCGUUGACGAGGAACGAGUUAGGAAGCUCGUGCGAGAAAGCGAGGCCGAGAUUGAACAGGCACGAAGAUCGCCUCACCGUCGCGAGUCCAUGAACGCCUUCGACAACAGAACAUGUCCCACAAGCCCAGACGAUCUUCGUGGUAAGGAUCACGAAUCGAGGGUGUCUUCGAUCACUGACGUCUCGACACCUGAUACGCCACUUGACGGCUUGAGCCCGAUGAAUCAAACAGGCCAGCUACCAUCAGCCAUGGUGUCCAGCUCUUCUGACCUUGGCUCAGCGGUCUCGAUGUCGAUUAGCAAUCCAUCAAUACCGUCUGUCAUCUCGGAGGCAUCGUCCGUGGACUUAUCAGACGGCACAUACCAGGGCUUUGGCGAAGAGAAGCGCGAGCCAUCCUCAGAUGACACCCUUGGCGCAAGCCCGAAGACAAGGGCUGUCGACGAUCCAGAUGAAGGUUACAUUCCGGACCAGGAAGCCGCGCUCAACAGCGAGCCGGACGACAUGUACGACUCGUCUUCCGAUAGUGAUGGCGGACUGGUCAUGUCACGUCGCCGAUCUGCCGCGAAACAGGGCCAUGGUCUCAUUGUCUCGGCUGAAGUACCGAAACACCGUCGCGGUACCGGACUUUCUGCUCGGUCGAAGAAGUCUUCUCGAAGUGGUUCUAACAACACCAUGAAGAAGGUUCGGACCCGCGACAGUGUUGACGAAUCACGUUCCAACGACAUCACCGAGGAAUGA
This is a messenger RNA of Fulvia fulva, 4236 nucleotides long. RefSeq names its product Serine/threonine-protein kinase ssp1. Bases 1 to 4236 code for a protein of 1411 amino acids. Lineage: Eukaryota; Fungi; Ascomycota; Dothideomycetes; Mycosphaerellales; Mycosphaerellaceae. The transcript has a single exon. Gene Ontology annotation, molecular function: ATP binding; protein serine/threonine kinase activity. Gene Ontology annotation, cellular component: cytoplasm. Gene Ontology annotation, biological process: protein phosphorylation; intracellular signal transduction. The record is from RefSeq and is a predicted model, not a curated record.